AUGAUUUCUUUUGUUUACGUUAUUUUGUUCAUCAUCUUCCUUUACAAAUGCUACUUUAAUGCUACUUCAAAAGCCCGGAAAAGUUUGCCACCAUCUCCAGCGAAACUUCCAGUAAUUGGAAAUCUUCACCAACUCGGCUUAUUCCCUCAUCGCUCACUAAAAGAACUAUCCGAACGCUAUGGUCCACUCAUGAUGCUUCAUUUUGGCAGUGUACCAGCACUGAUAGUCUCCUCUGCUGAUGCAGUUCGAGAGAUAGUGAAAAACCAGGACCUGAUUUUCUCAAACCGGCCGAAAUUAAGCAUUAUGCAUAAAAUUGUUUAUGGCUCUAAGGACGUAGCUUUUGCUCGUUAUGGUGAUCACUGGAGGCACGUUAGAAGUAUAGCCGUGCUUCAGCUUUUGAGCAGUAAAAGGGUUCAAUCUUAUCGUCAUAUAAGAGAAGAAGAAACGUCACUUAUGAUUGAGAAAAUUAGAAAUGUAUCCUCUUCUUCGACGUCUUUGAUAAACUUGAGCAAACUAUUGGUGUCGCUUACUAAUGAUAUUAUAAGUAGAGUGGUCUUGGGGAGGAAAUAUAGUGGUGGAGAAGAAACUGAUAACUUCGAGUUGAUGUUGAAGGAAAUUGGGGAGUUAUUGGUUGCUUUUAACCCGGGGGAUUACGUUCCAUGGCUUAAUUGGAUUAAUCGUGUCAAUGGUUUGAAUACCAGACUGGAUAAAGUGGCUAAAUCAUUUGAUGAAUUUUUGACGGGCGUAGUUGAAGAGCAUAGAGGUCGAAAGCAAGGAAAGACAGACCACGAUGGGAGCAAUAAUGAAGUAGAUUUUGUGGACAUAUUGCUUGAAAUUCAGAGGGAGAACGGUUCUAGUUCACCUAUUGAAACUGAUACCAUUAAAGCUCUCAUUUUUGAUAUGUUUGGUGCUGCGCAAAAAGAUUUGGACAUGAGUGAAGCUCCUGGAACCUCUGUCCAUAUAAAGUUUCCUCUUCUUGUGACCCCAAUCCCCCAUCUUACUAGUAACUAA
Molecule: messenger RNA, 1011 nt
Organism: Fraxinus pennsylvanica
Lineage: Eukaryota; Viridiplantae; Streptophyta; Magnoliopsida; Lamiales; Oleaceae
Source: the annotation of a GenBank genome assembly